UUGUUAUCAUAUGACAACAAUGUGAUCUUCGUACAAAGCAGUUUUACAAAGCAGUACUCGGGCAUGACACUGAUAAGAAACUCUGUCAUGAUUACUGUGACAUUUGUAUUAAUUCUUUUUGUGUUCGGGUGUCAUGGAUCUCAGAAGAGUGCGACAGUUUACUACAAUCGCGGUCAAGGUUAUAGUUUAAAGUUUGGUGUGGUAGACAAGUUGAUGGGGGUGGCAUAUGGCACAUUUGAAGACUCUCUAAACACUACAGGCUGGUAUGAGCUGAACAUUGUGUCUGGCACUGGGAUCGAGCCAUACAAUGAUGAUGUCAUCAUGCAUGCUGCUGGUUAUCUUGAGGGAGCUUUAACUGCAAGUCAAAUAAAUGAUAAUUAUGCAAAUUUAUAUGGAGUAUUCUUCAAAUCGGAAGAUGACCCAAUGGUGGCAAAGGUGGAAAAGUUUUUUAUUGAGCAGGAUAUAUGGAUGAGAAAAAUGAUAGCCCUUAAGUCCAGUAAUAGUUCUUUUUGGAGACAAAUGGGAAAUAUCAUAGCACAAUUUGAUGGUCUAGUAGAAGGAUAUCAGAAAUACCCAGCGACAGACAAAGCACUUGGGGUGUUUGCUUUUCAAAUGCUGAAUGGAGUUGGAGAUUUAUUAGAUUUGACAAAAGCCCUAAUGCCAGAAAGGAUGGCGGACUGGGACCACAUGACCGAGAAGGAAAUCCUGGAAAAGGUUGCCAUGGAUGGUCAUUGCUCAGCACUGAUUAAGGUACUCCCAGCAUACGAAAACGUGUUUGCAUCACAUGUAAGUUGGUUCACAUACAGCGCCAUGUUAAGGGUCUACAAGCACUAUCACUUGAACCUAAAGGACGAAACUACAGCUGCCCAAAGAAUGUCUUUUUCAAGUUAUCCGGGCUUCUUAGAAUCUUUAGAUGACUUCUAUAUCAUGGACAGUAAGCUAGUGAUGCUUCAGACUACCAAUAACGUCUUCAACAAAUCUCUGUACGAGCAAGUUGUACCAGAAUCUCUGUUUUCCUGGCAGCGUGUCCGUCUAGCUAACCUGGUCGCCUCAAGUGGACGCCAAUGGGCUGAUAUUGUUGGGCAAUACAACUCUGGAACUUAUAACAACCAGUACAUGGUCUUGGACCUGAAGCUCAUCCAACUCAACAACACAAUCCAGGACAACGCUUUGUGGGUUGUGGAACAAAUACCAACUCUUGUAGCAAGUGGAGAUCAGACAGCCAUUCUACGAGCAGGAUAUUGGCCUUCCUACAAUGUUCCUUUCUAUGAGCUGGUCUACAAUUUAAGUGGUUAUCCUGAUUUUGUGGCAAGGCAUGGUGUGCAGUUCUCCCAUGAACUUGCUCCACGAGCCAAGAUAUUCCGCAGAGAUCAAUCAAUGGUUCAUGAUCUGGACAGCAUGAAGCACAUCAUGCGUUAUAACGACUUUCAGCACGACCCAUACUCCCAGGGAAACCCAAUGAAUGCCAUUUGCUCACGGGGUGAUUUGAUAGCAGACGGACCUCGAGCUAGUGGCUGCUACGACGGCAAGGUGACAGAUUUUACUAUGGCGCAGUCACUCAUUUCCCACGCCAUCAAUGGACCGACGCACGAGCAACAAGUCCCAUUUCACUGGAGUCAGUACCAGUUUAAAAACAAACACGAGGGCCAGCCUGACCUCUUCAACUUCGAUUUCGUUGAGAUGAAGCCUAAGUUCUGAUCUGGUCAUCGUUGUCACGUCUGCAUGUCACUUUAUUUACAUGAUACAACAAUUGUUUUAAGAAAUUGUAUUUUAAUAAUCAAUUUUUUUUUUUCAUUUUUCUCACAUACGAUUUUUAACGAGGUGUCAUGUUCUCAUAUACAAUUUUUUUACUAGAUGGGAAUUUUUGAAGAGGUAUUUUUUUAUCGAGAUUCACAAAUAAAAAGAUUUCACAUGUUGUA
Nematostella vectensis (starlet sea anemone) is the source of this 1919-nucleotide messenger RNA. RefSeq names its product phospholipase B-like 1. Gene Ontology annotation, biological process: phospholipid catabolic process. The record is from RefSeq and is a predicted model, not a curated record. Gene Ontology annotation, cellular component: extracellular region. Gene Ontology annotation, molecular function: glycerophospholipase activity. The transcript has 18 exons. Bases 64 to 1698 code for a protein of 544 amino acids. NCBI's taxonomy places the organism in Eukaryota, Metazoa, Cnidaria, Anthozoa, Actiniaria, Edwardsiidae.